This is a messenger RNA of Echinostoma caproni, 1302 nucleotides long. The record is from the annotation of a GenBank genome assembly. Lineage: Eukaryota; Metazoa; Platyhelminthes; Trematoda; Plagiorchiida; Echinostomatidae.
AUGCUCUCUCGUCAUUCACGUAGAUUGCUUAUCGAAAUGAUUCGACUGUUGAUUGUCUUCUUUGGUGUCCUUUCUUUGGGCCAGGGUCAAACGGAAGGCACUGUCGAUCCGGAGGCACCCGUCAUCACAUUACUGAACAACACCGCAGAAGGCAUAUUCGUCUCUUGGGUGAUCCCAUCGAAUCUGAGUGUACUCAAACAGUCAAUUGACUAUAGGGACUCGGACGGUCGUCAGCGUGAGAUGAUCGUCCAACCAGUCAGUCGAAUGGCGUAUCUACGUCUGAUUCGUCCAUGCCUCGCUUACACUGUUCAGGUGAUCGUGGUCCUGCAGGACGGGAGACGACUCAGUUCGGCACCGCGUGAAAUAGUCCGGACCGCUUCGCCCAUACCUCCACCUCCAACGGAUUUGCAAAUUCAAGAACAUCCUAUCGGUUUCGAGUUAAUUUGGACCUUACCGUUGACUGAAGCUCCCAUUUCGAAACUGAAAAUCAUUGGACGUGGCGAUAAUGGUGAUUUGGUAGAGCAGUCCGUGCUUUACGAUCAAACCAGUGCGACACUGACAUCGUUUCAACUGUUUCAAGGCUACAAUUUGACCAUGAUCAGUGAGAAUUCAUGCGGAAUGUCAAAUGAGUCCGAAGCGGUUCGUCUUGAGGCACUACUGAAACCCGAAGCACCAGUUAUUCUUGGCACAGUACCCGGGAUAAAUGAGAUCACACUCCUGUUCCAAAAAAGCGAAAACAACGAGCGAGUUUACUCUUUCUACGUGAAUUAUACCACACCAGACGGUACUGUCUCUUUGCCCCCAGUGCCCGGGUCUAGUAGUAACGUUACCCUCACCGAGGGCAUCGAGUCGUGUGUGAAGUAUGAGAUUGAUUUGUGGGCAUGGAAUCCCGCUGGUAUCUCGGAGGCGGCACAUACAACCGGUUAUGCGCUGUCAACCAACAAACCAAGCAGUCCGCAAAAUGUGGCCGCAUCCGGGACAGGUCAAUCACUAUUCCUGAAGUGGUUAAAGGCAAAUCCGCAAGAAUUGCUCGAUGAAUACGAUCUUCUUCUGGUGAAUCUGGCCGGGAAUGCCGUCACCUAUUGGAUCCCACCCACAGCCGACACAUUCCAUCUAGAUGGACUGGAUUCCGAUGCCACGUACGCGUUAAGUUUGGAGGCAAAAAAUGCUUGUGGAUGGUCUGACCCCGUCGAUAUGCUGAUCGAAAUAGGACCAGACGGUACAGCUACUCCACUGGCUGUUAAUGACCGAAUUCGGGAUGUGCUCAGCCGCGCCCGACGAGCUGUGAGGUCUGUGGUCUGA